Molecule: messenger RNA, 2163 nt
Organism: Microcebus murinus (gray mouse lemur)
Lineage: Eukaryota; Metazoa; Chordata; Mammalia; Primates; Cheirogaleidae
Product: folliculin-like
Biological process (GO): positive regulation of TORC1 signaling; positive regulation of transforming growth factor beta receptor signaling pathway; negative regulation of transcription by RNA polymerase II
Cellular component (GO): cytosol
Molecular function (GO): GTPase activator activity
Source: RefSeq, a predicted model, not a curated record
CCGCGGGCCGCGUUGGUACGGCCCGGCCUAGUCAUGAGCCUCGGCGCCGCCGCCACAAAAAACACAGAAAACAUCAGGUCUUCAUGAAUGACUGCUGUCACUACACCUGACCCAUUUGGCAGACACCUUGCCUGGUCAAGGCGGGAUGGUGGAAGUGUGAUUCUGCUGAGAAUAAGGCUUCUUGCAGUCUCUGAGGCACCAUGAAUGCCAUUGUUGCUCUCUGUCACUUCUGCGAGCUCCAUGGCCCUCGUACUCUCUUCUGCACGGAGGUGCUCCAUGCCCCACUUCCCCAAGGGGCUGAGAACAGGGACAGCCCUCACCAGGGCCAGCAGGCCGAAGAGGAAGGCGGCAUUCAGAUGAGCAGCCGGAUCCGCGCACACAGCCCGGCGGAAGGGGCCAGCACCAAGUCCAGCAGCCCUAGGCCCAAAAAGUCAGACAUAUGUGAGGGCUGCCGGUCACUGUCUGCAGGACACCCAGGGUACAUCAGCCACGAUAAGGAGACCUCGAUCAAGUACGUCAGUCACCAGCACCCCAACCACCAGCUGUUCAGCAUUGUCCGCCAGGCCUGCGUCCGGAGCCUGAGCUGUGAGGUCUGCCCUGGCCGUGAGGGGCCCAUCUUCUUUGGUGACGAACAGCAUGGCUUUGUGUUCAGAACCACCUUCUUCAUCAAAGACAGCCUGGCCAGGGGCUUCCAGCGCUGGUACAGCAUCAUCACCAUCAUGAUGGACCGGAUCUACCUCAUCAACUCCUGGCCCUUCCUACUGGGGAAGGUCCGGGGCAUCAUCGAUGAGCUCCAGGGCAAGGCGCUCAAGGUGUUCGAGGCAGAGCAGUUCGGGUGCCCCCAGCGUGCUCAGAGGAUGAACACAGCCUUCACGCCAUUCCUACACCAGAGGAACGGCAACGCUGCCCGCUCACUGACAUCACUCACCAGCGAUGACAACUUGUGGGCAUGCCUUCACACCUCCUUUGCUUGGCUCCUGAAAGCAUGUGGCAGCUGACUGACCGAGAAGCUCUUGGAGGGUGCACCGACCGAAGACACCUUGGUCCAGAUGGAGAAGCUUGCUGACUUAGAAGAGGAAUCAGAAAGCUGGGACAACUCUGAGGCUGAAGAAGAGGAAUAAGCCCCUGUGUUGCCCGAGGGUGCAGAAGGACGGGAACUGAGCCAGUGCCCGGCAGGGUCCUCCUCACUGUCAGGCCGUGGGGGCUGGCAGCCCCAAAAGCCACCAGUCUUCAAGUCCCUUCGGCACAUGCGGCAGGUGCUGGGUGCCCCAUCUUUUCGCAUGUUGGCCUGGCAUGUUCUCAUGGGGAAUCAGGUGAUCUGGAAGAGCAGAGACGUGGACCUUGUCCAGUCAGCUUUUGAAGUUCUUUGGACCAUGCUGCCUGUGGGCUGUGUGCGCACCAUCCCGUACAGCAGCCAGUACGAAGAGGCCUAUCGCUGCAACUUCCUGGGGCUCAGCCCACACGUGCAGAUCCCCGCCCACGUCCUGUCCUCAGAAUUUGCUGUCAUUGUGGAGGUCCACGCAGCUGCCCGCUCCACCCUCCACCUAGUCGGGUGUGAAGACGAGCAGUCUCUGAGCAAGUACGAGUUCGUGGUCACCAGCGGGAGCCCUGUCGCUGGAGACCGAGUUGGCCCCACUAUCCUGAAUAAGAUCGAAGCGGCUUUGACCAACCAGAAUCUGUCUGUAGAUGUGGUGGACCAGUGCCUCGUCUGCCUCAAGGGGGAGUGGAUGAACAAAGUGAAGGUCCUUUUCAAAUUCACCAAGGUGGACAGUCGGCCCAAAGAGGACACACAGAAGCUCCUGAGCAUCCUUGGCGCAUCUGAGGAAGACAACGUCAAGAUGCUGAAGUUCUGGAUGACAGGCCUGAGCAAGACCUACAAGUCACACCUCAUGUCCACAGUCCGCAGCCCCACGGCCUCGGAGUCCCGGAACUGACACACCCGCCGUACACGUCUUCUGGAAGUGGUGAUGGCAGUCCACAGACUGUCCCCAGCUCCAUGAGAGGGGCUGUUCUUUGAGUUUCUGAGAUGCUGGGAUGGAGCAGUGUCCUUCCUAAGAAUGGGGUUGGCUCUGCCCUCUGGGAUCUGGAGCCAGUGCUGUUCUUAGCAGCCUCCCACAAGCUGUGGGAGUCGCCCCAGCUGAGGAAAGCAGUGGCGGGUGUAGG